Messenger RNA from Cladocopium goreaui, 3519 nucleotides. The record is from the annotation of a GenBank genome assembly. NCBI's taxonomy places the organism in Eukaryota, Dinophyceae, Suessiales, Symbiodiniaceae.
AUGAUGAAUCAGUACCGGAGGCCUUACAAAGAUUCUUUGGACUACCUCAACGAUCAGUUUAGCUUGCUGGAAUGUGAAAUUCGCAUCGCGGAACAUCGACGGCAAAGCACCAAGGAGGAUGUUGGCGUUGAGGAGUGGGCAGAGCCGCCAGGGAGACGGGGAUACGACGCCAAGAGCAAUGGACGUGGCGCGGAGCCAUUCCUUCUGCGAUCUCGCAAGAUCAACGUCUUCGAGCACGAAGCCAAGCGUAAGUUGGCCCUGGCCCGGAUCCACCAUCGCCUGAAGUUGACGAAAGAGGCCGGUUUGGAGGUGCCCAGGCUGGAGGUGUUGCUGCAGAAGACCAAGUUAGAUGAUUUCGAGAAGAGUGUGGCAGCUUGUCUUGAGCUUCCACCGCAUCGUUUGACCAUGUUUGUGGUGAUGCUGGUGGGCAACACUUUGUCCCCCAAGAUCCAGGCCACGCUGAAUGUGGGCGAGCGACGCUUCUGUGUGAACGUUCCACUGCAGGUACGAGUCAUUCUGGAGACCUUCUGCCGGGACUUUAAAGAGGAGGUCCAAAAGCGAGUGUAUUUCUACAAGUCCAGUCGCCUCGCUAGUAGUGGCAUCAUUCGCAUCGGAGCGGGUGCUCGAAGCGGAGACUUGACUGGACACACGGUGCACAUUGACCGCCGGAUUUUGGACUUCGUGGUGGGUCUCGACACGGAGAUCAAUGAGGUGGUCGAGGGCAGCAAUCUCUACAAACCUUCCGCUACCCUGGAGCAGCUGGUGCUGCCUGAGGACAUGAAGCAAGGAAUCCUGGCUUUGGUGGACAACUUUGAGCAGUUCUGCAAGUACCGCAAGUCUUCAGGUUUAGAUGAUGUCAUUGCGCAUGGGUCAGGUUUGGUGCUGAUGUUUUGUGGCCCCAGUGGCACUGGAAAGACCUUGAUGGUCAACGCCCUCGCUGCGCACCUGGAAAAACGCGUGCUGCUGGUGAACUUCAAAACGCUCUACAGCCAUCACAGCGACACUGGGAUCCAUGAGGAGGACGGCUCCAAUGUGUUGAAACUCUUUCGGGAGGCCGAAAUGAGCGACGCAGUGCUUUUCUUCGACGAGUGUGAAUCCCUCUUCAGCCAACGUGCCAGUGGAGGAUCCUCCGAACUCACCGCGUUGCUGACCGCCAUGGAGCGCUACGAGGGGAUCAUUUUCCUGGCGACCAACCGACCCUUCGACCUGGAUGAAGCCAUGUAUCGACGGAUCACCUCAGUCUUCACCUUCAGCAAGCCGGACCACCUGCAACGGCUUGAAAUAUGGAAACUCUACACCCAGACAGGCGUGCCGUUGGCGCCGGACAUCGAUUGGGAGAAGAUCGCCAUGAAAUUCGCCCUCACUGGUGGUUACAUCAAGAAUGCCAUUGUGAGCGCGUUGCUGCUGGCCAUCUCCAGAAACAAUGUCGAGCCCCGAGUGACAGAGGAGGAUAUCACGGGCGGAUGCAUAAUGCAGGUCCGCGGCUCCCUGCAGAUGCAAAGCUUCGCCAAGCGCCUGGUGCCGCGCGCGGGGCUGGACGCCUUGGUACUGGCACCCGAACUGAAGCAGAAGCUGUUGGACAUCGUGGCCUUUGAAAAAGCGCGGCCUUUGCUCUUGGAGACCUGGGGUUUUGGAGAUGCUGGCGAUGGCCGCAACGACGGCGCGGCCUCCCGCCCGGACGGCCCGGCGCGGCCCAUCGUCACCGUGGCGCUCUUCUGGGGAGCGCCGGGCACCGGCAAAAGCGCAGCAGCUGAGGCAUUGGGCUUUGAAUUUGGACGGGCACUGAAAGUCGUCAACUUCCCAGAGGUCAGUACGGAGAUGAGGACUGCCAAGUCCAAUGGUGGCUCCUUGGAAACCACCUUUGAGGAGGCAAAGGCGGCCGACGCAGUGCUGGUCAUUGAAGGCAUUCGCCCAGAAAGCUUUCUCGAUGAGUCCGACGUCGGACUGGAUAGCGCAUUUCAACAGUUGGCUUUUCACAUCGAACGCUUUAGCGGUGUGGUGCUGCUGCUGGUGACCUCCGACGAUGUCUUCCGGAUGCAGCUGCUUCCUCAGGAGUUUGCUCGGCUCACCAAGUUCCUGGUUCUCUUUGAUCACCCCACCGCGGACCAGCGGCAGGCCUUAUGGCGUUCGGCCCUUCCCAGCCGGGUGCCGCUGGCGGAGGAUGUGGACUUUGCGGUGCUCGGGGCUUAUGACCUGGAUGCCGAUGGCAUCGCAUCGGCUGCCUUCAGGGCCUGUGCCAAAGCGGUGUUGAGGACAGACAUGGCAAAGGUCUUUCUGGAGGAUUUGACUUCCGCCGCCGAAGUGGAAAAGUCCCUCCUCAACAAGUCCAAGGGCGUAUCAGCUUGUCGCCCCUCAAUCGAGGAGUUCCUGAGGAAGCACCGCUACCAGGAAAUUUCCAGCUUCCACACCAUCUACAUGCUGACCGAAGAACGCAGUGGAAGAAGGUCCUGGAAAGGCUGCGAGCGCCUGUGUUGGCGAUUGAAGAGCUCUGACCUGGAGUGUCUUGGUGCGGAAAGGCGUUUGUUCAUCCCCAUCCUGACGCUGGAUGGAGUUGAGGGCUCUUAUCCCGAGAUGUUCGAUCAGCAUCCAAAGAACAUGGGCCUUUGCUUUCAGAUGGCCUCAAAUGGUUAUGACGUGCUUCUUCUCGAAGCACAGGAUCGUUUGUCCAGCAACGAUUUGGAAGGCAGCAUGUAUUUCUCGGGGACUGGAGGCAUGCGUCCGGGGCAUGUGGCCAAAUUGGAGCCCGUGGCCUGCAAUGGCACGCAGGAGCUUCUGGUUGACUUGACGGAUUGGAUGAAGCGUUUCUCAGAGUAUUUCAAAGGCGAUGGCCAACAGACGCAAAUACUUGAAGCCAAAGGCUACAAGGAUAAUUUCCUGAUCCGCUGCUCAACACAGCAGCAGUCCAAGCUACCGGUGAAAUCGGCCAAAGACUCCCUGACGGUCUAUUUCACCGUCGCUUUUGCUUCCCUGCCGGCCGAAGCCAUGACCCCUCGGGCCUCAGAUGCCAGGGUGGGAUUCUUUACGACGCCCAUCCUGGUGGGUGGACCCACCCAAGCCACAACAGUGCAAUACGUCAUCUCCAAGUGGAACUUGGAAAGGCGGAAGCAGCUCCAAUACGUUAUCGACAAGUCUGUGCCGGAGAUCUAUCAUGAAACCAUCAAGAAGGGCGUGCUGGCUUGGAACGAGACUUUGUGCGGUGCGACUGAUCGCAGUGAUCCCUUGCCGUUGGUGCUCUGCGUGGCACCCGGGGAUGAUGAGUAUCCAGAGGAGUACGAAGCUGGUGAUGGGCGGCACAUUGCCAUUUUCAUGACCAACCCAUCGACGAAAGGGCUGCUGGGAUAUGGUCCCAGCACCUUGGCUCUUGUUCCAAACUGUGCUGUAGAUUAUCGCAGCGGCGAGAUCUUAACCGCCAGCGUGGUGCUGGCCUUGAAAUCCCAUGCCACACGGCGGCAGAACUUCGGAGACCUUCACACCUUUGGAUAUGCAGAACAUAUUCAUAACAUAUGUUAUAGGCGAUAG